AUGGUACUUGCAAAAGCAAGGAUCGACUUCGAGGAGGUAUAUGCCUUUGUGAGCAAGCACAUCAAUCUGCGGGCGCUUCAAGCGGCGGUCGUGGAGCGCGAUUUGGAGUUGCAUCAAUUGGACGUUAAAACGGCAUUCCUUAAUGGUGACCUCGAGGAGGAGAUUUACGUGCAAGGGCCGCAGGGGUACGAGCAAGGCGGGCCUAACGUGGUUCCACCUCAAGCGCAUCUUGUACGAGUUACGCCAAGCGCCGCGUGCGUGGCACACGCGCUUAAGGAAGGAGCUCGGGAACUUCGAGUUCGUGGCGUCCUUGAGGACGCGGCUCUCUUUUCGGGGGUGGUGAACGGGGAGCGGGUUUACCCCAUCGUGCAUUGCCGCGGUACACAAGCGCGCCCACGGGGGCAUUGGGUGGCGGCGCUCGGGGUGGUGCGCUACUUGGUAGGGACCGCGGAAGCCGGGAUAACCUUUGGGGAGAGCGGUGAGGUCCUAGAGGCGUUUCAUGACGCCGACUAUGCGGGGUACGUAUUCUUGAUGUACGCGGAAGCGGUGAGUUGGUCGAGCCGUUUUCAACCGACGGUGGCGGCUUCGACGGUGGAGUCGGAGUACAUGAGCGCGGGACAAGCCGUGAAAGAGGCGUUGUGGUUCCGCAAGCUCGGGGGAGAUCUCGGGUUGGACCUCGGAACGGUCAAGAUUUACUGCGACAACCAAGGGACAACACGGCUCUUUUUUGGUAUCCAAUUGCCUCACCGCGGUUGA
Molecule: messenger RNA, 756 nt
Organism: Klebsormidium nitens
Lineage: Eukaryota; Viridiplantae; Streptophyta; Klebsormidiophyceae; Klebsormidiales; Klebsormidiaceae
Source: the annotation of a GenBank genome assembly